Molecule: messenger RNA, 2218 nt
Organism: Arabidopsis lyrata subsp. lyrata
Lineage: Eukaryota; Viridiplantae; Streptophyta; Magnoliopsida; Brassicales; Brassicaceae
Exons: 7
Coding region: 1151-2008 (285 amino acids)
Source: RefSeq, a predicted model, not a curated record
UUGCAACAAAUGCCUAAUUAGUAAUUUUUGGUUGUGAUAUAUAAACCCAAAUUUUGAUGGGCUUUUGUGCAACCAGAUUUAUUUUUGGCUUCACAUACAAGUAAAAAGAGAAAGAAAAAAAAACUGAAGGAGAAGGAGUCAGCGAGACGACGGCUUCCACUUCGAAAGAGUUUGAUCUCUUACUUUCUUUUUUUCUUUCGAAGUUGGUAAAACAAAUGCAACCUUCAAAUUUGACCCUUUCUACAGUUUUCUUCUCCGAUCAAAUCUUUGUUUUUUUUUUUAAUAACAUUUACGUGACUAGCGGCAUAUUCUACAGUUGUCGAUAGAAUUUGAAAGAAAUCCGUAAAAGUCAAAGAGCGUUUCCGUACUUUUAUUACCCACAUGUCGUACUAUUUGAAUGUGUAGUAAAUGGUUUAACCAAUUGCUUGGUUUACAACAUUGCCGACUGAUCCUGUCACACAUGUUCUUUUAAACCAUAUGAAGGAGGAGUCAUUGACCCAGUUUCUCUGUUUUUCUUUUUAGUCUUGUGAUGUGAUCGACCCACUUUCUCUUCUUUCAAGAUGUAUCCAAAAGAAGGAGACUUUCUUUGGUAGGUGUCAUCAUCUAAGACGUAGGAAUAGCUCUGUUUUUUGUUGUGAAUUGUUCACGAACUAUGCAAAAAGACACUAAGAAACCAUAACGUUUUAUACUAACCCAAACAAACAAACUCAAUGUCAUCCGACAAAGUUAAUUAUAUAUUUAUUACAUAAAUUGAAAAUAAAUGAAGAAGGUGGAGAGUUGUGAGAAAGACAGGUGAAUCUACCAAUAAUCUCCUGCCUUAGAAGAAUGGGUCACAUGGAGUUUGGUUUUUAUAUAAACCUAUUUCCUAACUUUUUUUUUAUCUCAAAGUAGAGAUACAUUUACUUGUUUUUUUCCCCAUUUCUCAGAACAGAGCUCCGUUGGAGUUUUCUUUAAAAAGUUUGUCCCUUUUCGUUCAAUCUUUCCCGGUUUCAGACAUUGCCGUGAAAGUCUCAAAUGCUCGUCUAAUAAAGCAAACACUUUUGUCCGAAAGUUAAGCUCUUUGAAACGUCAGGGAAAGAGAAUCCCGCAAAACUCUCUCCUCUCUCCUCUCUGUUUUUUUCUGGGUCGAAGUUUGGUUCUUUGUUGGAUAAUGAUGGUUUUUGACAAUGAAUCCAACCUAGACCGAUUCCUACGCUGCACUACACCAAUUGUGCCUGCCUAUUCCCUCCCAAAGACACAGAUCAAGAACCUGAAUCGUCUAUGGUACCCUUUGGAGAGCCAGAGCGUAGAGUACUUCAGGUUGGGAGAUUUUUGGGAUUGUUUCGACGAGUGGAGCGCUUACGGUGCAGGUGUCCCCAUUGUCUCGGAAACCGGCGAGACAUUGGUCCAGUACUAUGUUCCUUACCUCUCUGCAAUCCAGAUUUUCACCUCUCAUUCUGUUCUCAAUGCUCUAAGGGAGGAGACGGAAUCAGGGGAUUCAGGGAGCGAGUCGUGUAGUGAGGAGUGGAGAUGGGAAAGAUGUUCUUCGUCUGAGGAAGGAUUUGAUCAUCAAGAACCUCUCGAUCGCCUCGGUUACUCUUACUUGCAGUAUUUCGAGAGAUGUACACCUUACUCCAGAGUCCCUCUCAUGGAUAAGAUCAAAGAGUUGGGAGAAAGACACGCAGGCUUGAGGUCAUUGAGAAGUAUUGAUCUGUCUCCUGCGAGUUGGAUGGCUGUUGCUUGGUAUCCAAUCUAUCACAUUCCCAUGAAUAGAAGCAUAAAAGACUUGUCUACUUGCUUCCUCACUUACCACACGCUUUCUUCAUCUUUCCAAGAUUUGAAGAAAGAGGAGGAGAAGGAGAGGAUAAGUGUGAGUGCAUUUGGGAUGGCCACUUACAAGACGCAAGGGAGGCUAUGGGACAGUGAUAGAUUGCUUUGCUUUUUGAGCGUAGCAGAUUCUUGGCUAAAGCAGCUAAGGGUCCACCACCAUGACUUCACUUACUUCACCACUACUCCUCAUUAUCUUUGAUACAUAUAGUGUUUUAGAUCAUUACUUGGUUAACAAUCUAUUUAGUUUUGUUGUUUAAGAGUAGCACAUAUCAUCAAUAAUGUUGCAUUGUUGUUAUUUGGGACUCUUAGGAAAGGAUAGACACUGACUUUUUCUUCAAAAUAUUUUUUUUAUAAUAAAUUUGGUUUGGGGUCAGAUUGAUGAUGAUGGGCUCUCAAUACAUUUAUUCUC